UCUCCAUUGUGUGCAAACGUUCUGUAUUGUACGGUUGGCAUUUCGAGACAAGGAUAAAGCGAUUGUUUUAAAGAGAAGAAAAACUGGGUUUUAUUCUGUAUAUUUCGGCUGAUCUAUACCGAAGAUUGAAUCCUGGUUUCCAUCGGCGAAGAAUAUGAAAGAAAAUGGAUAAAUUCCGGCAUAUAUGGAGGGGGCAGCUGUUGGUUGGUAUGAGAGAUAUUGGCCAAGCGACAAUAUGGACUACCAACAACAGCUACUUGCCCCCCAUCGGUUGGAACCUGAAAAUGACCUAUAUAACUGAAUAUUCUGACCUCUGGAGUAAAGUGUUGGAGUCCGAGCCCACAGUCUUGAGCCAGGAUUCAUAUACAAAGAUCAAGGACAAGUAUGUAUCGAUCUUCACCAUCACUUCAUCCACGCCAGAGUUUCUUCAGUUGACGAAAGAGUUGAAUCAGUUCAACAAGGCCCGAAUCAUACUGGCUGUGAUACCAAAGGACACGGAAAUUACAUUAAUUCCCCGCUGUAAGGAGACUAUGAGGCUAGGGAUGUGGGAACCUCCUGAGGAAUACCAUCCCUUCCUCUACAUGUUGAUGAUUUCCAAGAUUUCUCCAAAGAAGGCCAUGAAGCAGCAUAAGAAACAUUAUCUGCAGGUUAUGUCUCAGAUGAAUCUGUCUUCAUCAACACCUUCUUUGAUCAAGGAGAAGAAAACAGACAAGGAACAACCAAAGAAGGACAGUAGAGGACACCAUGAUGACAAAAACAACAUAAAAUCAAGGAAGACGGACCACUCAAGAGACACCAAUGACCUGGUGGACACUGCUCAUGAAACCGAGACAGAUGAGAAGGUGGACAGAGAAAGGAGGAAGAAAGAAAUGCAUGACCCAUAUUCAAGUGGUGGCAGAGGUAAGUGGAAUCAUGAACACGGACCAAAAGAGAGCAGGAAACGAGAUAAAGAGCGAGACAAGGACAGGACAAAAGAUAAAAGAGAAGACAGACAUAUAAAAACUGCUCAUUAUGACAAACAUAGGAAAGAGAGGAAGAAUGAGAAGGAAAAUGAUGAAGAUCAAAAAAGCAAACCGAGAAGAGAAGAAGAAAAUGAGCAAGGAAGUAAAGCAUCACAACAGAAAAUAGAGAAAGGGGAAAAAUAUAACCAGCAAGAGAAAGAUGAAAAGAGUAGGGCGAGUCCAGAAAAAAAGUCAGACAGCUCACAAAAAGUCCACCAAGAGGUCAACAUCAAACAAAAAGCAAGUAAAAGUGACGUGAUGGAAAAAAUUAGGAAAAAUGAGGAAGAGAAAGUCAAAACAGUUGAAUCCUUACUUAAGUCUGCCAUUAAGACUGAAUUAUGGCCAAAAGAUCUCAAUCCAAUCAACAUUGAAAUCAAGGAAGAAGUGGACAACUCUGGGAAAUCCCAAGGAAAAUUUCCACAGAAGUCAGAAAAGGCUUUUGACAAGAAGAGCUUACUAGACACAAAAAAACUGAACUUGAUCUUUAGUUCCAAAGACAAAAAAAGACCCGAUAUAAUUAAGCCAAGCAUGCUGAAGAGGAGUUUCAAGGGGGAAUUAGACAAAGCCUUGAAGACUGUCACACCCGACCUUAUUGCAUCUUCAGAACUUUCUUGCAAACUUCCUGGAACCUGCAUCAGAGAGUCCAAGAUCUCUGAUGCCAAGAAGACAAAUAGUUCUGUUAAGAGUAUUCUCAAGGGCACUCUUAAGAAAUUUACAUCAUCUGAUGAUCCAAAGAAAGGGUCAAAAGAAAAAGGCGAAGCAAAAUCAGAGGAAGAGAAAGGAAUUUUUCAAGGAGUUGAGGAAUUCUGUGCACCAAGAAGUAGGCAUAGUGACAAAAAUGAUCUUGAUUAUUCUGACAGCAGUAUUAGGACAAAAGAGGAACUUCACAAGAUUCAGGAGAGAACAUCUGCGGUGUCAGAGAAAAAUAGUCUUGCCUCCCCUAGGCCUACAACUUCUGCUCCUCCCUGCGAAAAUGAAGAAAAAGAUAAAGAUCAAGGGAAUACACAGCAAAAUGAAGAGGAUGGAACUGAAAAUCACAGAGAUAAAGAGAUGGAAAAAGAUAGCAAAAGCAAUGUAAAGGAUGCUUUAGAUAACUUCAGAGAAUUCAUCAACACCAAAUUUGCCAAAAAGCGAAAAUCAGAAUGCACAGAAAAGUCCCUGCAGAUGUUGCAAAGCCCAAGCAAAAAGCCUCGAAUCAUUGACUUGUCAGAAAGCCCAAAAGGAAACCUCUUGAAUACACCACAAACUUCAUGCUAUUCAAACAUAUUUAGAAAUAUAAAACAUAAGUACAAAAAAUCCCUUCAUUCAAGGCAAUUCCCAGAAAUUGCAACCACAGAUCAGGUAAGAAGAGACACAUCUCAAAACAUAAUUGGUGAUGCCAGUAUACGAUCCAGUAAUCCUGAAUUAGUGGAAUUAUCUACCAGUUCUGAAACUGCUUAUUCUAACAUUUUGAGAGAAGCAGGGCAAGAUGAUUUUCCAGUUAAAAGUAUGCAGUGUAUUGAAGAUGCAAUUCAAGAUAUUACAACUGAAUCAAAUGACCUAUUUCUUCAUGGAAACAAGCCACUAGACCUAUCCUAUCAUGGAAAUGAACCAUUAGAUCCACCCUGUUGUGAAUCUGAGUUAUUGAACUUAACCAUUCAUGAAACUAAGUCUGUAAGAGAAACUGAAGCUGGUGUAAUAGAGGGAGAUGAUUCAUUGGCAGAAACCGUAUCAUGGAAAGGUGUAGCAGACCCAGAGACCACUGUUCACAAGACACCCUGCAGUGAGAAAGGGAAACAGUACAUUCUUGAAAUGUUCCUUCACUCGGUGCCAGAUGGGACAGGUGCCAGGCACCAGAUAUCAGAUGAAUCGUUAAUUGCUACACAAGAGCUUUCUCAAAUCCAAAAUUUGGCAAGCAAUGAAAGUGUAAAGAACCAAAAGGUAUUUGGUGACCAGAAUAUUCUCCAAAAUAACACUGCUUUGAUUGAUAAGGAAUUAAUACAAAAGGAUUCUACGUUUGUGUAUCAUAAAGAUUACUUUUGUCCAGAGGCAGCAAAUGUUUGGCCUUAUCAAAUUCAAUAUCCAGUGCUUUCAGAUCAAAUUCAAAGUCCUGCUAAGCUUGCUAAUGAUGAUCACUUUUCAUCUUGUAUUAAAGACUCUAUAUCAAGUCAAACUGGUAUCCCUAACCAAGACUUUAGUCCAGGUCACAGACAUUUAGACCAACCAGUAGAUCAAUCACCAUCUGGUCAGCUGUAUAUAGAUGAUCAACACUUUACUCCGUAUCAGAAUAAUGACCAUGCAGCAGUGGACCUUAGAAUAUUACUUUCAGGAAAACUACCAGUGUCUGGUGAAUAUUUUACCACAGAUCAGAUGAUAGACAGUGUUAAAUCUCCAGACAGCAAGGAGUAUCCCAUAGCAAAACAGUUCCCAAGUCCUGAACACAGCUUUUCAGAUGCAGCAGCACAUUCCUCCCCAAGGAUGGUUUUAGUUGAUGUUAUUAAGGAUGAGUUAAAGAAUAAGGCUCCAAUAAUUCAUCCCUUACCAGGUUUACCUCCUUUAACUCGGUUGUCUGAUUUGGUCCCUCCUCUAAUGAAGCGGAAACCCAUUCAAGAUCCUUCAGUGUUGGGCCUAGGAGCAGAAUCUAAAUCUUGUUCAUCUUCCAACUGGUUAGCAGCUGUUCCUGGUAAUUCUAGGUCAUCUGUGAUUGGAGAAAGUCCUAGUCCUAGAAGAGAAGUCAGCUGUAGUGGAUUGAAAUCAAGUGAGAUCAUUAAUAUCUUUAACCAGAAGGACCAUUCAGAACCAGAGAGUUUCCAAGCUAGUGCAUCCCAAGAAGAAUGCCUUGCUUCCUGCAGUUUGGAAACAAUAGAGCUGAAUAAUUUUAAUACAUCUCUGAAGAAUCUCUCCACAGCUGUUGCUGACGAAAAUCAUGCAUUGAAAAUUAGGUCAGGUUUAGACAGAUUGCCAGAUGCACCGAUGAAGGAACAGUGUCUCCUAAAAAACAGUUUUGCAUCUUCAAAUUUGAAUAAGUCAUCUGUUUCACAUGAUGUAUAUAGUCAGAGUAACAGUUCAAUCUUUGAAACAUGUAAUUCAUUUGUAAAUGCAAAAAGUACUUGUAGAGAACCACUGGUACUACAGCAGCUUAAAAGGAAAAUUAAUCUUUGGCAAGAUAGUCUAAAUUCAAAAUCAAAUAUAACCUUGAAUAAAGGCAUUGCAGCUCUGGCAGAAUUCAUAAAAAAGCCAACACCCAUUCCUUCUGAAGUAAGAAAAGAAACAGUUUUUCCAGAAGAUGAAGUAGGGAAGUCAAGCCUUCGUAUGAAGAAGGUAUUGCUCAACAACCUGUUAAAUCCUAGUGAAAAAAAUCUGCAGCUGGAUAAACCGUUUUCAAAGAAAGUUGUUGCAGUGGAAUGUAAAGAAAAGUGUUGUGAUAAUACAAAAGCUUGCCUUCCCAAACCACUUUCACAGGAUAAGUACCCUUUCCUAGAUAGUGUAAAGGACUUCAGAGAAGAAAUCCCAGAACAAAGAAAAUUGAUAGAAAACAAGAAGGUUCUUCUUAAUCUUCUUAAACCGUCUGAACUCAUUUGGGAUGAUGCUGUGACAGACAUUUCAAAAUCAACUUUUCAGUCCUCAAAGUACAUACAUUUGUUGGAUGCAAGUGAAAGUGAUGUGUUAAAGAUAAAGUUUCUUUGUCGAGCACAUCAGUUGACCUAUGCCACCUUAGAUGAACUUAUAAGAAAUGGAGGUUACAUGCUUAUCCAGCACAGUUUUGUAGAUAAGUUGUUAUCAUCUCCACACCUGAUAGUUUGGUGUGCUCAGCCAAAUAUCAAGUUUGGUGUUUAUACAUCUCUGUCAUCACUAUCAAAAAAUAAUGUUUGUCCAGUGAUGACUUCCAAAUGGUUGCUGCUCCUCCAUCACACAGCUAUGGUGGAUCCAUUGCUUGUGACAGUAUUGGAGCAAGAACUGAAAGACUUGAACAGGAGUACUUCUGAUCACCCCCAUAUUGUCAUUCCUAUCCUUACCCUUAAGAUUUGCUAUUGCAGCCUUUUGAAUAGUGCAAGAGCAGAUGCAGUGGAACGUUCAGCAUGCAAAAUUCUUCAGAAGAAUCUUGUUCUCCUCACCAAAUGCUUGAGCAGUGGAGCAGCAAAGCUUAUUGAUGAAAAUUGCAGCUGGGGAGUAGUCGGACCAGAAUCACCCAUCCAUAUACACAUAAAAUGCCUCAGAGUCAUCCACUAUAACUUCAAAUUGGCUCACCGGCAAGCUUUGCUUCUUGUUGGUGAGAAAGUCCCAUCAUUAUCUGUUAAUGAUCCAUUCUACAAAGUCCAGACUGUCAGGAAAUUUGUGGAAACAAAAUAGUAUAUAUUAUAAGGGAUAGUAUUGAAUUUUUUAUUAUUUUGAU
Molecule: messenger RNA, 5373 nt
Organism: Penaeus vannamei (Pacific white shrimp)
Lineage: Eukaryota; Metazoa; Arthropoda; Malacostraca; Decapoda; Penaeidae
Source: RefSeq, a predicted model, not a curated record